This is a messenger RNA of Talpa occidentalis (Iberian mole), 951 nucleotides long. Its product is annotated as olfactory receptor 51G1. Gene Ontology annotation, biological process: G protein-coupled receptor signaling pathway. The record is from RefSeq and is a predicted model, not a curated record. The transcript has a single exon. The coding region runs from base 1 to 951 and encodes 316 amino acids. Lineage: Eukaryota; Metazoa; Chordata; Mammalia; Eulipotyphla; Talpidae. Gene Ontology annotation, molecular function: G protein-coupled receptor activity; olfactory receptor activity. Gene Ontology annotation, cellular component: membrane.
AUGACCAUAUUUUACAAUAGCAGCCUGGAUAAAGCCACUUUCUUCCUGACGGGCUUUCGGGGUCUGGAAGAUAUCCACGGCUGGAUCUCUAUCCCCUUCUGCUCCAUCUACUUGACAGUCAUUGUAGGAAAUGUUACCAUCCUCCAUGUCAUCCGUACUGAUGCCACCCUCCACGAGCCCAUGUACUAUUUCUUAGCCAUGUUGGCCCUCACAGACUUGGGUCUUUGCCUUUCAACACUGCCCACUGUAUUGGGCAUCUUCUGGUUUGAUGCCAGAGAGAUAGGCAUCCCUGCCUGCUUCACUCAACUCUUCUUCAUCCAUACUCUGUCUCUAGUGGAGUCUUCCAUCCUCUUGUCCAUGUCUAUUGACCGCUAUGUGGCCAUCUGCAACCCGCUGCGUUACUCCACGGUCUUGACACCUGCACGUAUUGUCAAGAUGGGUGUGGGCUCGGUGCUCAGAAGCGCCCUGCUCAUCCUUCCACUGCCCUUCCUCCUUAAGCGCUUUCAUUACUGCCGCACCCACGUGCUGGCCCAUGCCUACUGCCUGCACCUCGAGAUCAUGAAGCUGGCCUGCUCUAGCAUCAUUGUCAACCACAUCUAUGGACUCUUCGUUGUGGCUUGCACCGUCGGCGUGGACUCGCUGCUCAUCUUCCUCUCCUAUGCUCUCAUCCUCCGCACUGUGUUAAGCAUUGCAUCCCGCCAGGAGCGACUUCGGGCCCUCAACACCUGUGUCUCCCACAUCUGUGCUGUGCUCCUUUUCUACAUCCCCAUGAUCGGCCUGUCUCUUGUGCAUCGCUUUGGUGAGCACCUGCCUCGCAUUGUACACCUCCUCAUGUCUUAUGUGUAUCUGCUGGUGCCACCGCUCAUGAACCCUAUUGUCUACAGCAUCAAGACCAAGCAAAUUCGCCAGCGGAUCAUUAAGAAGUUUGAGUUUAUGAAAUCAUUUCGGUAA